AUGGCCCAACCAUCUCCCGAGGUGAAUCUACUAGAUCCAUGGGAGAAAUACGGCACAACGGUCAUGACUACGCUACUAGCCAGCAAAGAAAAGAAGAACCGGCAGUGUACGGGCCCCAAGGGCAUCUACACAGGCCACGGGUCGUCUGAAUGCCGCACGGAUAUCCUGAACGGGGGCGCACUGGCGUAUAUCCCGGUGGAUAUUGAUUGGCGGUGCACGGUGAAUAUAUUCCGGGAUGACAAUUGUACGUCUGGGGCGAGAAUUGGCAUGGUUCGGGUAGAUGGUGUGCGCAAGUGUAGUCCUGUUGCGGAGAAGAAUACUAUGAUUGCGAGUUUUGAGGUGAUUUGUUCGUGA
Molecule: messenger RNA, 354 nt
Organism: Penicillium alfredii
Lineage: Eukaryota; Fungi; Ascomycota; Eurotiomycetes; Eurotiales; Aspergillaceae
Exons: 2
Coding region: 1-354 (117 amino acids)
Source: RefSeq, a predicted model, not a curated record